CCCGCAUCCAACUAUGACCACACGUGCAUUCCUGCCGCAAUAUGAACCAGGGAAAAAGUUGCGUUUAUUUUCUACUGAAUCAUAGAAAUAUCUUAGCGAUAAAAGGUGCCCCUUUUUGUCUAUACGAUGAGUACUGCCAACGCGAAGCGGUCUCGAGCUCAGAAACAUCAGAACACUUUUGCAUUCAGAACCGGCCUUUACGGACUCACACGGCAGCAGAAAGCCGUACAAGAUUUACAGAUAUCAGGGGUGUGCGCCCGCUGCAAAGAUAUUCUCCAAUGGAAGAUCAAAUAUGGCAAAUACAAGCCAUUAACUGUAGCAAGCCGUUGCACUAAAUGCGAGCAAAAAAACGUCAAAAAGGCAUACCAUCAACUGUGUCAACUAUGCGCACUUAAAUGUAAUCUUUGUCCCAAAUGUGUCAAAACUCCGCCAAUAGCUGAGAGUACCGAUGGCACAGAUUACCAAAAUAGUGAAGCUAGCUUUAACGGAUAGGAAACCACAGGUUGCCAGCGAUUUCGCGACGUUUUGUUGUUAUUACGAGAAUGUCUGUUGUACACAUACUAUGUUGAAAAUAUACGACCUUGUUUACACACCGUAUUGUGGA
Molecule: messenger RNA, 604 nt
Organism: Varroa destructor (honeybee mite)
Lineage: Eukaryota; Metazoa; Arthropoda; Arachnida; Mesostigmata; Varroidae
Source: RefSeq, a predicted model, not a curated record